Messenger RNA from Dermacentor andersoni, 1510 nucleotides. NCBI's taxonomy places the organism in Eukaryota, Metazoa, Arthropoda, Arachnida, Ixodida, Ixodidae. The record is from RefSeq and is a predicted model, not a curated record.
GCCAUGUCGAACGCGCUGGUGCCUGUGGUCCAAAGGCGUGGGAUGUGUGAAAGCAAUGCAGUCGUCAGCGUCAUCAUCCGACGCCUUGCAGUCAAUGUAGAAUUUGGUGGGUGUCUGUGACGUCACGCCCUUCUCGACGCCCGGUCCAUAGACGCGGACUUUUCCGGGAUCCGUGUUGUCAGCCACGUUGACCUGGCAAGGCGCUGCUCCAAGCCCGAUGAAGAACUCGCGUCCCGGACGGGACGAAGAAGGUGGAGCAGGAGGCGGUGGCGGCGGUGGUGGCGGUGGAAUCUUCCCGGGCCUGGACCAGUGGACCAACUUGCUUCCUGGAGGCACCCUACCCGCGGGCGUGACAAUGCCGGACAUUGGAGCGGCCGCUUCGGCAGUCAGCGGCAUCGUGACGAUGCCGGACAUUGGAGCGGCCGCUUCGGCAGUCAGCGGCAUCGUGACGAUGCCGCCCAACUUGCCCACAGCGAUCCCUCCCGCUAUACCUACCAACCUCCCCCCUGGAUUUCCGACCGGAAUCCCGAACAUCAACGACAUCAUCAGCUCACUCCCUGGCGUCAACCCGUGACAGGACCGUUGGGAGCUCCGAGGAAUCAUUUUUGCACGUGGUUCGAUGUGAAUAAACAAAACGUUGGCUUCUUCAGCCAUUGUUCGGCGGCACGAACUGUUAGGUCCAGUGGGCUACUGACUGUUCAAAUGAUACGAAUGAUACGAUCACACAAAUCACUAUAGGAUGGGAAAGAUGACGCUCGCGGAAUAUCAGUUGACAUUUUCUGAAAUGAACUUGCACGGCUGUACCCUUUUCAGCUGAUUGUCAUCCACGAAACAUAGUAUAAUGUUGUAUAUUGUCUAUGCAUGGAACGACCGUACAAACACCGUUUUUUGAUUCAGACAAGAACGGACAGAGCCACGGUGGUGGAAAGAACAAAACAUGGCUAGCACAACCUUGACGCGUACCUCGCGUAUUGUGGAGGCUUAGUCCAUAGUUUACUGUUCGCGAAUGUGGACAAUUGCUGUUUGACAGCAGGAAUUAUUAGACAUGUUGACUGCUUCAGGUCGCCUUUAUAUUACUCCAAAAAGAUCGUUUGUUCUUCAUUUCGAAGUAAUAUAUAAUAGCAUCAAGGAAUGAGCAUCGCAUGUCAAAAGAAACUUUACCGGCAAGAGAGCUGGUAGAGGCGUUCUGUGAAAAUUAUCUGCGCAGAAGAGCAACAGACGAAGACAGUACAAUCUGCGCACACAAUUUUGUUGUUGUUAAAAGGGACAUUAAAUGCAAAUAUUAAGCCGUGCUAAAGUAAUAGCAAGGCCUCAAUAUUAUCGCCAACUGAGCUUUAGUAAUCGAGAAAUUGAGGUAAAUGCAGAGCAUGAUUACACACUCUCCCCGGGACAUUCAAGUACAGGCCCGAUGACUGAGGCACUCCUCGUUACAUUUUUAUUCCACUACUACUCAGCCACUCGUAAUAAACAGAUCAUUGUAUUGCAUUAUAAAACGAAAAAAAAAAAGAAA